UUUACUACGAGAAGCAUGCAUUUCCCUACUUUCUUGCUGAUAUCUUGUCGUUAUUGUUAUGCUGUGCAGAUUUUGCAUGCAUCAAAUACAAAUAAAAAUGCCUUCAAGACACUUAUUGCUGCCGAGUACACGGGGGUAAAGGUUGAGCUUGUGAAGGAUUUUGAGAUGGGUGUAUCAAACAAGACACCCGAGUUUCUCAAGAUGAAUCCAAUAGGAAAGGUUCCUGUGCUGGAAACACCUGACGGCCCUGUGUUUGAGAGCAAUGCUAUUGCUCGCUAUGUUACCAAGGUGAAGCCUGGCAAUCCUCUCUUUGGUUCUUCACUGAUUGAAUAUGCUCAAAUUGAACAGUGGAAUGAUUUUUCUGCUACUGAGAUUGAUGCAAAUAUUGGACGAUGGCUAUACCCUCGUCUUGGCUAUGGUUUAUAUAUUCCCCCGGCUGAAGAGGCUGCAGUAGCUGCAUUGAAGAGAGCUUUGGGUGCUGUCAACAUUCAUCUUGCAUCUAACACCUUCUUGGUUGGGCAUUCAAUAACAUUGGCAGACAUUGUAAUGGCCUGCAACUUGAGUAUUGGUUUUAAGUUGAUUAUGACUAAGACCUUUACAAAAGAAUUUCCACAUGUGGAGAGAUACUUCUGGGCUGUGGUUAAUCAGCCAAACUUUCGCAAGAUAUUGGGUGACGUGAAACAAGCUGAAUCUGUUCCUGCUCCUGCAUCCCAGAAGCCAAAAGAACCUGCAAAGCCCAAGGCAAAGGAGGAGCCAAAGAAAGUGCCUAAAGAAGAACCAAAGCCUAAAGUAGAAACGGAAGAAGAAGUUCCCAAGCCUAUGCCAAAGAAUCCUCUUGAUCUCCUGCCCCCAAGUAAGAUGAUUCUGGAUGAUUGGAAGCGGCUUUACUCCAACACAAAGACCAAUUUCCGCGCGGUUGCUAUUAAAGGAUUCUGGGACAUGUAUGAUCCUGAAGGAUAUUCUCUUUGGUUCUGUGAUUAUAAGUACAAUGAUGAGAACACUGUUUCUUUUGUAACCUUGAAUAAGGUCGGUGGUUUUCUUCAAAGAAUGGAUCUGGCACGCAAAUAUGCAUUUGGUAAGAUGUUGAUAAUUGGUUCGGAGGCUCCGUUUAAGGUGAAGGGCUUGUGGCUUUUCCGUGGAAAAGAAAUUCCAAAGUUCAUUAUGGAUGAAGUUUAUGAUAUGGAGCUCUAUGACUGGAAGGAAGUAGACAUCAACGAUGAAGCUCAGAAGGAGCGCGUCAGCCAAAUGAUAGAGGAUUACGAGCCUUUCGAGGGAGAGGCUCUUUUGGAUGCAAAGUGCUUCAAGUAAUGCAUUCAAUUGCAUCGGGUGUAGUUUACCAUAAUUUUGUCCGAAAUUUUGAUUGCUAUUGUUUUAAACUCCAUCUUCCCUUGGAAAAGAGUUAUUAGUACUUUGUAGUGUUGUUUCUAGAUUUGUGUUUUUUUAUUUUUGUAAUAACGGUUAGCCUUGUAUUAUAUUAAGCCAAAAAGGUACACGGGAGCUUGAUGUUGCCCUAGGAUAGUGAACUGGAUACAUAUGUGCUUGAAAUAAAUCGUAUCUAAAUUCUAAAAUAUCCAUUUCCA
Molecule: messenger RNA, 1580 nt
Organism: Lycium ferocissimum
Lineage: Eukaryota; Viridiplantae; Streptophyta; Magnoliopsida; Solanales; Solanaceae
Product: elongation factor 1-gamma 2-like
Exons: 6
Coding region: 16-1308 (430 amino acids)
Biological process (GO): translational elongation
Molecular function (GO): translation elongation factor activity; glutathione transferase activity
Source: RefSeq, a predicted model, not a curated record